UGGGACCAGAAGAAUACCAUGAAAUUCGGCCCUCAUUUUCAAAAAAACAAAAGUACCCUUUUGAAGCAAAAAAAAUCAUCUUCCUUCAAACUUUGUCAAAAAUCAAAGUGACUGCAAGUCUGUUCUGGAAAAUCCACAAAGCCUAGGAGCUACAUUCACUGCUGGUUCCUAAGGGUUUUCACAAUCCAUUCAAGAAGCAAGGUUUCAUUUAAAAAGUGGAGAGAGACGGAGAAAGUGAGGAGGAUGGAUCAGAAACUCUACAAGGCAGCAAAGGAGGGGUAUGUGCAUCGUCUCUCAGGAAUCGAUGGAAGAAGCAUAACAGAGGAAGAGGCCAUGCGUAUCCAAGAUGGUAAGUUUCUCAAGAGGACGCAACACGGCAACAACAAUAUCCUUCACAUAGCAGCAGGAGCCGGACGCAAUACCUUCGUUGCGGAAGCUCUCCGGCGCUUCCCUUUUCUUUCUGACCAAGUGAAUUCACAAGGUGACACCCCUCUCCUUGUCGCAGCUAGGUUUGGUCACCUCCAAGUGGUGAAAACACUUGCGGAGCCUAAUAAUGAGCUCCCGAUGCAAGAUCAUAAUACGGCUACUGCUGUGGAGAGUAGAACAAACUCGAGGAGUAGUCAUCAUCAAAGAGAUGUGGAAGAAGGGCUAGUUGAUCAUCAAUUGGAGCAGGGUACAGUACAAGACAAUGUGGCCAUUGUGGAGAAUGGAACAAACUCGAGUAAUAUUAGUCGUCGUCAAAGAGAUGUGGAAGAAGGGCUACUUGAUGAUCAAUUGGAACAGGCUACUUCUUUGGAGAAUGGAGCAAACUCGAGAGACAUGACUACUGCUCUCGAGAAUGAGACAAACUCGAGUAGUAGUCGUCGUCCAAGUGAUGUGGAAGAAGGGCUAGAUGAUCAUCAAUUAGAUGUGGCAAUUCCCUCCCAUUGGAGGGUGACAAAUUUGGAGCAGGGUACUAUAAUUACUAUAGCUCUACAUGAGGCUCUAAGGAAUGGGCACCAAGACGUGGCACGUUAUUUAUUAGGAUUAAAACCCGAAAUGGCAACCUUUGAUAAUCUUGCUGGAGAGAGCCCACUUUUUUUGGCUGCAGAGUCUCGUUGCGAGCUAUUUAUGUCGGAUAUUUUAUUGUCAAAACGGCCAUAUAGCACAAAAGGCCCCGACGGACUGAAUGCGCUACAUGCUUCACGACAUUGUUGUGGCACAAUUAUUUCUGAACUAAUAAAACAAAAUUCGGAUCUCAUGAGAAAAUUGGAUAACCGCAGGAAGGCAGCUAUUCACCAUGCAGUAGAAGCAAAUUGUUGGGUUUUGCUUCAUCAAAUGUUGGAGGCCGACCCUUCAAUUGCCCUCUUUCCCGAUGCCGAGGGUUACACGGCUCUCCUUAUAGCUUCAAGUAGAGGAUGUUGGAAAAUUUGUGAGAAGAUACUCAGGUUUUGUCCAGAAUCAAUCGAGGCACGCAAUGAUAAAGGUCAACAUGCACUUCAUCUUGCCAGAAGCUGGAUUCCCACGCCCCUUGGAUAUUUUGGCAAGAUUCCACCAGAAAUAUGGGAGCUUGUAAAUGUGGGUGAUGAUGAAGGAAACACUCCUUUGCAUCUGGCAGUAAAAGAAGAUCAGUAUGUAAAGGCAAUAUUGUUAACUUCUUCGGCUUCAAUAGACUUGGGGGCGGUUAACAAAGAAGGUCUUACAGCCUUAGACCUUUGCGAGUCAGAUUGGAAGCAUAUAAACCUAAAGAACCUGAUGUGGUUUCAUCUAAGGAGACAGGGAGCCUCACGUGGCAGACACCCAAAUGAGCACAAGUUUCCUGUUGGAGGACCAGGCGUGAACAUCCCUUCUCGAGAUGAAGAUAUGAAACCAUUUAUUAAUACCAUGGCUUUGAUAGCCGCACUCAUUGCCACUCUCACUUUCGCCGCUGCAUUUACAAUGCCAGGUGGGUACGACAGCAGUCCCGACAAUUUGGUGGGAGUUGCAACUCUCGCAAACAAGGCAGCGCUUAAGGUGUUCGUUGUAUCGGAUACCUUGGCGAUGUGCUGCUCCGUCGUUUCGUUGUUCUUACUUUUAAGGGCAAUGCAGGUUGAACUAGAAGUAACGUUCUCAUUGACCAACACCAGCGUAGGUUUGGUUAUCAUCGCGCUUUAUGCAACUUUGGUGGCUUUUAUUAGCGGUGUAUUUGCAGUAAUAGCCCCUAAGGCAUUAUCGGUGGCCAUUGUAGUAUGUAUCAUAUGUUCCGUGGCUCCUUUCUUAUUUUUGCCUGUAAGAGUUGAGAGAUUUUCAUUUCUUACCUUGUUUAUGCCGACCAUCCUUAUUAAAGACUUUCGACGAUCUAAACAGAACAAAGAGCGGAUGAGGAACAGAAAGAGGGAGCAAGAUUAUGUUGGAUCACUAUUCGAAAGAGGGUCACCGGAUACUACUUAUCGUGUAAGUACCACUGACACCGUAGCUGGCUAGCUGGUGUUAGAAAAUAGCCUUGACUGAGGGUAAUUGGUGGUGUUGGCUAAGCUAUGCUUAUUGGUGGGGGAUAAUUAAUGAGUUAGAAGUUGGAUAAUUGAGUUGUAAUGUGGUUGAGUUGCUUUAUGAUUUGUGUAUGUAUUUGAUUCUAUGUAUUUGUAUGAAUGUAAUUGUUUGAAGGUGAGAGAGAGGGGGGGGGGGGAACCCAAGAUGGGAUUCUCCCAACCCUGUAAUCUGUGAUUGAGAUUUGAGAGUUUGUGUGUGUUUCAGUGUUGUGUGAUUUUAAACAGUGUAAUUGAAGUCAGAUUGAGUAAUUUUGUAUGCGCAAUUUCAAUUC
Messenger RNA from Rhododendron vialii, 2779 nucleotides. RefSeq names its product ankyrin repeat-containing protein At5g02620-like. Gene Ontology annotation, molecular function: protein phosphatase regulator activity; protein phosphatase 1 binding. The coding region runs from base 244 to 2442 and encodes 732 amino acids. The transcript is spliced from 5 exons. Gene Ontology annotation, cellular component: plasma membrane. Lineage: Eukaryota; Viridiplantae; Streptophyta; Magnoliopsida; Ericales; Ericaceae. The record is from RefSeq and is a predicted model, not a curated record.